Molecule: messenger RNA, 699 nt
Organism: Setaria italica (foxtail millet)
Lineage: Eukaryota; Viridiplantae; Streptophyta; Magnoliopsida; Poales; Poaceae
Exons: 3
Coding region: 1-699 (232 amino acids)
Source: RefSeq, a predicted model, not a curated record
AUGUUUCGUGUAACCAGUGCUAAGGCUGAAUCUCACACUGCUGACCUCGAUACUCCGAAGAAGCAUUUCUCAAUUACUGACCAGGAUAAUCAUGCAAAGGUUGCUCAACAAAUUGCACUUCCACAAUCUGUUGAGUCUGAAACACCCCAGGUCGUUGUUCAUUCAGAAACAUCUAAGAAAGAAGAUAACUACGAAAAUUUACUCGCUGCCUCUGGAACUCCUGGACGUGUUGUGCAAGCAUUCACAUUGCUACAUGAGAACCCUGAAGCUCAGGAUGUUGUUGCCUCACUUGCUUCUGAUAAGAAUGUUUGGGAUGCUGUGAUGAAGAACGAGAAGGUUUUGAAGUUCUAUAAGACAUAUGAGUCGAAGCUCAGCCAGUGCUCUAGUGCAGCUUCAAGCGUUUCUGGGGAUGAGGCGGAGGAUGGUGAUGCAGCUAGCGUGCAAAGCACUGACCUCCGUCCAAGCACUGGCGAAUCGGUCAAGGAUUACUUGGAGAAAAUUAGGGCACUGGUGUUCGAGAUGGUGACCAAUCUGUCAAACAUGAUGCAAGAUCUCGUCGCAACCUCGGACGAGGGCCGCUGCAAGGGGAAGAUCAAGACUCUGAUCAUGAGCACCAGCAAAGAUUUUCCGAGCGCGCCAUCAGUCUUUGUGCUCUUGGCCAUUGCGUCCAUCAUGGUAGUUUUGCUUAAGCGUGCUUAG